AUGGCAUCGAGUGUCCAUCGUUGGCUUGGCGUUGGCUUCCUGACACACGGAAACCUCUCAAGUGCCGAUCUCUGCAUCUUCGAUCCGGAUGCGAAGCUAUUGAACUAUCACCUCGACGGCAAUCAACUUCUGCGAUUGGAUGAAAGUCAGGAUUGUCGUUUCCUACAGAGGAGCAAUAGGGGAUUCGUGAUGUCACGUCGCUUGGUCACCUGCGAUCCGAAGGAUGUGGCGAUUCAGCAAGGCACCGUACAGUUUCUGGCGGUCGCUUCCGAACGUCCGUUGGUGGCUGGGGUAUCGCUUCAGGAAGACGGGGCGAUGAUGGAGCAGGCGUUUGCACGAGUAAUUCCGCCUGUGAUGCCCCAAUCGGAAGCGCACGACACUGGCCUUUUCAGCCACGAUUUUGUCACGGCUGGUGUGGAGGUACCCGCCGCCUUGACAACAUUAUGGUGCGAGCUACAGCCGAUUCCCGGUGUCCUUUUGCAACGUGCCCAUCACCUCGUCAAGCUCGAACCGAUCAUUCCCGAUCCACCGUACGACCGACUCGUGCACCAUGUCAGGCUCCAAAAAUGCGACCUGCUGGAAAGCGCCGCCUUCUCUGGGCCCUGUAGUGACCGCCAUUUCGUGCCGGAACACGUUCGACGCUGUCAGACCGUGCAAGCGGCAUGGGUGCUUGGGACUGAGGUUCACUAUAACAACCCGAACCUCACCACCGGCGUCGUCGAUAGCUCUGGGCUGCGGCUCAGCUUCACCCCCGAAUUGCGGCCCUUCGACGCGGCGAUGAUGGCCGUGGGUACGCACUGGUCGGAUUCGAUGAUGAUCCCGCAGGGGCAGCUGGACUUCCCCCUCACUGGCUUCUGCACACCCGAGUGCACUAGCACGUUUCCGCCGACGGGAAUCAAAAUAUUUGGCAGCCUAUUGCAUGCCCAUCUUACCGUGACCAAGAUCUGGACUUCGAUAUAUCGUCAAGCUCUGGUCUCGACAAGGCCGAGUGAAGCGUUGCGUGUCGCGGGCAGCUGCAAGGGAGACACCUUGGCAACGACAUGUUUGCACGACACUCGCGAUCGGACCGCGCCGACCUAUAGCGGACUUGGGUUGGUCGAGGAAAUGUGCAUCAACUACCUUCUCUACUACCCGGCCGUCGACAUCGAAUCGUGCAGAAGCGAGGUGCACAAUGCCAGUCUCUACGACUUUAUUGAGAAACGUAUGCCCCCGGACGCCAAUCUCUCGAGUCCUCGGACCACAGCCGGAGACCUGGCGGCGCUGCACUGGGGUGAAGACGAUAUCGUCGCGCUGCGCGAGCUCUACGCAUCCGCGCCGCUGAACGUUCUCUGUUUGCGGGAGACUGGGGUAGCUGUUGAUGAGGAGCACGACUGGACGAAUGUAGGUCUUCCAAGUGUUCCGGAGGCUUCCCAAGAUGACCCUGACCGGACCCCAUGC
Molecule: messenger RNA, 1437 nt
Organism: Mesorhabditis spiculigera
Lineage: Eukaryota; Metazoa; Nematoda; Chromadorea; Rhabditida; Rhabditidae
Source: the annotation of a GenBank genome assembly